UAGGUGGAGCGAGAAACAUCAGAGCUAUCAACUCAGUGGCGGUCGAGCUGUCUGGAGAAAAAUAGAUCUAGUCAGUCAAAUGAACUCUGGCUUUAAAGAUUCCGCGGAACCUCAAGCGCAGAAGAGAAAAAGGGACGAACAUGAGCACGCAGAACCAAAAUUAAAGGGUAAAAAGGCAAGGCAAGAUAGAAGUCCAUCGGUCGAUGAAACACCAGCUUCCCCAGUAUCAGUCAGCUCGGCGGUAGGCAACAGAGACCCGGCUGACUGCCCUAGAUCCGCCUCGGGAUUUUCUGAAAGUAGUUCCUCUAAGCUGCAAACUGUUAUGAGUAAUCCACCUCAAGGUAUCAAUGGAUUAUGGCAUCUCAGUGGAGCAACAGCUGAGGAUAUGUCGACAAUACAACGCGAGCUAAGGCAGGUGAUGGACAACCCUGCGCACGUUGAAGGAACAUAUGCAGAGCACCAGGAUGGAGACGAUCGCCUACAAAAGCAAGUCGAACAGCUCUGUGGAAACUUGAGCAGUGUAGUACGGGAAUAUGCGCGACUCAACGAGGAACAUGGUCAGGCUCAAGCAAGUCUGCAGAAGAUGGCUAAAGAAAUGCAGCAUUUAAGGGAGGUGGACAUUGGAUUGCGCGAGGAAAAUGGACAUCUUCAAGAAGAGCUCCGGAAAAUGAUAGCAACAAUAAGCGGUCUUAGGCAUGAGAGUGAUGAGGCCAAGCGCACUAUUGCUUCAAUACAUCAUGCCCACAACGAGAGGUCGGAGAGAGAGUUUCAGACAAUGAAAGACGAGCGUGAUUUAGCCUUACACUCUGCCCAGGCUGCGAAUCGCGAGCUUGGCGAUCUCAGGAAGCACUUAGCUGGACUUGCAAGCUUCUCGUCUGUGAAACUAGAGUCUUGAUUGCCGCUGGCUAUACGUGUGGAAAUUCACAAAACAAAUCGCAAUACCAUAGUCUUGUGGCACCCCCACGGACUAACGAUUCCAUAUCUAUGGUAUAACUUACUGGGCAACGAAACGUUACACUUACCCCUUGUCGAAUUCGUUUGAAACACUAC
Messenger RNA from Serpula lacrymans var. lacrymans S7.9, 1050 nucleotides. RefSeq lists its product as uncharacterized. Bases 323 to 895 code for a protein of 190 amino acids. The transcript has 3 exons. The record is from RefSeq and is a predicted model, not a curated record. NCBI's taxonomy places the organism in Eukaryota, Fungi, Basidiomycota, Agaricomycetes, Boletales, Serpulaceae.